AUGGAAGCAACAAAAAGGAUCUGUAUAGCUGGAGCUGGACCCAGUGGACUCGCAUCCAUUAAAGCUUGCCUAGAAGAAGACCUACAACCGGUGUGCUUUGAAAAAACAAAUCAGUUAGGGGGGCUUUGGUGCUACAGAGAAGAUGAUGUUGAAGGUGUGGGCUCAGUGAUGAAGUCUACCAUAACAAAUACUAGCAAAGAAAUGAGCGCCUUUAGCGAUUUCCCGCCACCAAAGGAUUUUCCUGUUUAUAUGCAUAAUAGCUGUUUACUGAAAUACUUUGAGAUGUACGCAGAAAACUUUGAUCUAGUUCGACACAUUAGGUUUCGACAUGAAAUUCUGGAAGUAGCACAAAACCACGAUUUUGACGAAACGGGACGGUGGAAAGUAACUGUCCGAGAUAUUGAAAAAGAUGUUCAUUUUGACGAGGUCUUCGACGGAGUGAUGGUUUGCACCGGUCACCACGUAUUUCCAUACAUCCCUACGUUUUUAGGACUGGAAACGUUUAAAGGCAAAGUAUUACACACUCAUAGCUACAAGAAACCGGAUGGGUAUGAUGGCAAGAAGGUAGUGAUUGUUGGUGUAGGAAACUCUGGAGGAGACGUGACUGUAGAGCUCAGUCAGACAGCUGAACAGGUUAGGCUUAAGUUGUUCUUUUAA
Molecule: messenger RNA, 657 nt
Organism: Limulus polyphemus (Atlantic horseshoe crab)
Lineage: Eukaryota; Metazoa; Arthropoda; Merostomata; Xiphosura; Limulidae
Product: dimethylaniline monooxygenase [N-oxide-forming] 2-like
Exons: 1
Coding region: 1-657 (218 amino acids)
Molecular function (GO): flavin adenine dinucleotide binding; NADP binding; N,N-dimethylaniline monooxygenase activity
Source: RefSeq, a predicted model, not a curated record